This is a messenger RNA of Nannospalax galili (Upper Galilee mountains blind mole rat), 584 nucleotides long. RefSeq names its product small integral membrane protein 1 (Vel blood group) (gene Smim1). The record is from RefSeq and is a predicted model, not a curated record. Bases 332 to 568 code for a protein of 78 amino acids. NCBI's taxonomy places the organism in Eukaryota, Metazoa, Chordata, Mammalia, Rodentia, Spalacidae. The transcript is spliced from 6 exons.
CAGUCGGCUGGAGACGGUCCCCGCGGUGGCCCUGGCGAGGGGCGCAGGCUGGAGGAUCGGCCCCACUUCACGUCCCAUCCCGGCCUGCCUUGCUGGGGGAAGGCGGGAUCCACUGGCCAGACCCUGACUGCCUCCCAGGACCCCCGAGGCUUCUGCCCCACCUGGACUUGCUUUUCCUGUGCUUCCGGCAUGCACCUUGCUUCUCACAACAGAGGUCAGGGCUGGGCCACUUCCCAGUCUCCGUGGACUGGAAUUCCUCCUUGGCCUUGUCCUCCUGAUGUGACCCUGGACUGGACUAGUUACUCAACCACCCCUAAGUCAGGACCACAGCAUGCAGACCCAGGAGAGUGGGGUCCACUACAGCAGGUGGGACGACAGCAGCCGUGAUGAAGUCAGCAUGACCACCACGUCCAGGGCAGAGGAGGCCUCAUGUUGUAGCAGGAUCUUUCAGAAGCUGUGCACGGGCAAGCUGGGGAUCGUCAUGAAGGUGCUGGGUGGGAUGACCCUCUUCUGGAUCAUCUUCAUCUUGGGUUACAUCACUGGCUAUUACGUUCACAAGUGUAAAUAAAUGCUGGUUGCACACA